UUUUUCACGCUCGGUGCGUGAAUGAACCCGCGCGCUCCUCGUGCGUCAUGAAGACGAGCCGGCGGUGGCGCGCGCUGCUCUCGGUGUCCCUGAACCUGCUCGCGCUACUGCUGUCCAGCACCGCGUUCUGCACGGCGUACUGGUGCGAGGGCACCCAGCGCGUUCCCAAACCGAGCUGCAACAAGGAGCGGCGCCACCACUGCAUCGAUUACGGUGCCAACGAGACCGACCCGAGCAAAGUGCACUACAGCUGGGAGACCGGCGACGAUCGCUUCUUGUUCCGCCGCUUCCACGCGGGGAUCUGGCACUCGUGCGAGGAGAACAUCCACACAGGAGGCGAGAAAUGCAGGAGCUUUAUUGAUCUGGCUCCAGCGUCAGAGAGAGGUGUCCUUUGGCUGUCAGUGGUCUCGGAGGUGCUGUAUAUCUUGCUGCUGGUGGUUGGAUUUAGUCUGAUGUGCUUGGAGCUGUUUCAUUCUAGCAACGUGAUUGAUGGCCUGAAGCUGAACGCCUUCGCUGCUGUUUUUACUGUGCUCUCAGGUCUGCUGGGAAUGGUGGCUCACAUGAUGUACACCCAAGUGUUUCAGAUCACAGUUAGUCUCGGUCCAGAAGACUGGAGACCGCACACGUGGGACUAUGGCUGGUCAUUCUGCAUGGCUUGGGGCUCCUUCACCUGUUGCAUGGCCGCCUCAGUCACCACCCUCAACUCCUACACCAAAACGGUGAUUGAAUUCCGGCACAAGCGCAAGCUCUUCGAGCAAGGUCUUCGCGAGGAGCAGGCCUUCUUGGACGAAGAGGCCUUCCACUACUACCGGGAUCGUUCUGUACAGUCUAUCUCUAACUCCAUGGACCUGUACCCGGGCCAUAGCAGUGGCCACGGCAGCGUUCAUGGAAGUGCUCGUGGGAAAAUACGGAUGCCUUCAGCAUCUGUGGACAUGGGGGACAACACAGAUUCUUUAGGGGAGGAACAGUGUUAA
This is a messenger RNA of Trichomycterus rosablanca, 974 nucleotides long. RefSeq names its product gsg1-like (gene gsg1l). The record is from RefSeq and is a predicted model, not a curated record. Lineage: Eukaryota; Metazoa; Chordata; Actinopteri; Siluriformes; Trichomycteridae. The coding region runs from base 48 to 974 and encodes 308 amino acids. Gene Ontology annotation, cellular component: plasma membrane. The transcript has 5 exons.